AAUUCCAAUUGCCAGAUGGACUUCCGGGCAAUGGCGGAUCUUUCUUUUCCCAAUCAGUGCCGUGAAAACGUGGAUUGCUGAUUUUGUUUUAGUGGUCAAACAAGAUGGGUAUUGAUAUUUGUCAUAGAUAUGACAGGAAAACCAGGCGCCUGGAGCCCAAGUCUCAGGACGUUUAUCUGAGGCUUCUGGUCAAGCUCUACAGAUUCCUGUACCGCCGGACGCACAAGAAAUUCAACAAAAUCAUUUUGCGUCGUCUCUUCAUGAGCAGAACCAACCGCCCACCGAUUUCGCUGCAGCGUGUGGUGCGUUUCAUGAAGGAGGGAAAGAAGCCCGAUAGCAUUGCCGUUGUUGUGGGCUCUGUGACCGAUGACAAGCGUGUCCUGACUAUCCCUAAGCUUCGCAUCUGUGCCCUCCAUGUCACGGCUUCAGCACGCGCCAGGAUUCUGGCCCAGGGAGGUGAAGUGUUGACUUUCGAUCAACUGGCUCUGCUUGCGCCCACUGGUAAGAACACCAUCCUGCUCCAAGGCAAGCGCACUGCUCGUACGGCCCACAAGCACUUCGGCAAGGCUCCUGGUGUUCCCCACUCCCACACCAGGCCAUACGUGCGCUCCAAGGGACGCAAGUUUGAGCGUGCUCGUGGACGUAGGCGCGGGUGUGGCUACAAGAAGUAAAUGUAGCUCCGGACUUGUGCUCCUAAUCACAUGAAUUAAUACAAUGUUUCCGGACAUAUAUAA
This is a messenger RNA of Lutzomyia longipalpis, 734 nucleotides long. It is a transcript of the gene RpL18, whose product is annotated as 60S ribosomal protein L18. NCBI's taxonomy places the organism in Eukaryota, Metazoa, Arthropoda, Insecta, Diptera, Psychodidae. Gene Ontology annotation, cellular component: cytosolic large ribosomal subunit; ribosome. Gene Ontology annotation, biological process: translation. Gene Ontology annotation, molecular function: RNA binding; structural constituent of ribosome. The transcript has 3 exons. The record is from RefSeq and is a predicted model, not a curated record. The coding region runs from base 105 to 671 and encodes 188 amino acids.